This is a messenger RNA of Drosophila busckii, 2270 nucleotides long. It is a transcript of the gene Pgi, whose product is annotated as glucose-6-phosphate isomerase. Gene Ontology annotation, molecular function: monosaccharide binding; glucose-6-phosphate isomerase activity; carbohydrate derivative binding. Gene Ontology annotation, cellular component: cytosol. The record is from RefSeq and is a predicted model, not a curated record. NCBI's taxonomy places the organism in Eukaryota, Metazoa, Arthropoda, Insecta, Diptera, Drosophilidae. Bases 238 to 1914 code for a protein of 558 amino acids. The transcript is spliced from 6 exons. Gene Ontology annotation, biological process: glucose 6-phosphate metabolic process; gluconeogenesis; glycolytic process.
GACAAUCAAUUCACAUUUCCAAGCUUACUUUUUCAAAAUUUGUUUGUUAUCACUGUUAAUGCACUACGUGGCAACACCGCCACAGUGUUUUUCAUUUGACAUUGAAAAGGUGCACAUAUUUUCCAGCUGGCAGUGGGAGGAUAACGGUACAGACAAGGACUAACCAUUGCGGUACCAGCACUAAAAAUCAAGUUGACUUCUCAGUUUGUUGUGUUAACGUAAUCUUUAAUAAGGAAAAUGGCCGGUACGCUCCCCGCUCUCAACCAGGAGCCCAUCUACAAGAAGAUCCAGGAGUACUAUGAUAAGCAUAACAAGGAUAUUGUCAUCAAGGACUUGUUUGUGAAUGAUCCUAAGCGGUUCUCCAAAUACAGCUUGCGUCUGCAAACACCCAACGAUGGCGAAAUACUAUUGGACUACUCGAAAAAUCGUGUGAACGAUGACGUCUGGCCCAUGCUGCUGGAAUUGGCCAAUGUGCGACGUGUGGAGGCGGCACGCAAUGCCAUGUUCAGUGGCCAGCACAUCAACAUCACCGAGAAUCGUGCUGUGCUGCAUACGGCAUUGCGUAAUCGCAGUCUGGAGCCGGUCUUACUGGAUGGCCGCGAUAUUAUGAGCGAUGUGCGUGCUGAGCUGGCGCACAUGAAGGAGUUCACCAACAAGGUCAUCUCUGGUGUCUGGCGUGGCUGCACCGGCAAACAGAUCACCGAUGUGAUUAACAUUGGCAUUGGUGGCUCCGACUUGGGUCCAUUGAUGGUCACGGAGGCAUUGAAGCCCUACGGCAAGGGACUGCGUUCGCAUUUUGUGUCCAACAUCGAUGGUACUCACAUGGCCGAGGUGCUCAAGCUGGUCAACUAUGAGACAUCGUUGUUCAUUAUUGCCUCGAAGACCUUCACCACGCAGGAAACCAUUACAAAUGCCACAUCAGCCAAGACCUGGUUGCUGGAGCAUGCCAAGGAUGAUGCGGCAGUAGCCAAGCAUUUCGUGGCGCUGUCUACUAACAAGGAAAAGGUUACUGCUUUUGGCAUUGAUAGCGCCAACAUGUUUGGCUUCUGGGAUUGGGUGGGUGGACGUUACUCGCUCUGGUCGGCAAUUGGUCUUUCUAUUUGUCUGUCCAUUGGCUUUGAGAACUUUGAGCAGCUGCUCGAUGGCGCCCACUUCAUGGAUAAUCAUUUCAAGACGGCGCCGUUGGCUACAAAUGCACCGGUGAUACUGGCACUGCUGGGUGUUUGGUAUUCAAACUUUUACAAUGCCGAGACUCACGCUCUACUGCCAUACGAUCAGUAUUUGCAUAGGUUUGCAGCAUAUUUCCAGCAGGGCGAUAUGGAGAGCAAUGGCAAGUUUGUCAGCAAAUCUGGCAAGAAGGUCACCUAUAAUACCGGACCAAUUGUGUGGGGCGAGCCGGGCACCAAUGGCCAGCAUGCAUUCUAUCAGCUCAUACACCAGGGUACUCGUCUAAUUCCUUGCGAUUUUAUUGCGCCAGCACAGACGCACAAUCCCAUUGCUGGUGGCAAGCAUCAUAAGAUCUUGUUAUCCAAUUUCCUGGCUCAGACCGAGGCCUUGAUGAUGGGCAAGACCACGGAACAAGCACGUGAAGAACUCACCAAGAGCGGAAUCUGCGGCAAUGAAUUGGAGAAUUUGCUGCCACACAAAGUGUUCCAGGGCAAUCGCCCUACAAACUCAAUUGUGGUGAAGAAAGUAUCACCUUUCACCUUGGGCGCAUUGAUUGCGCUCUAUGAAAUGAAAAUCUUUGUUCAGGGUAUUAUUUGGGACAUCAAUUCGUUCGAUCAAUGGGGCGUUGAGCUGGGCAAACAGCUCGCCAAGGCUAUUGAACCAGAGCUGGAUCACUGCGAAGAGGUCUCCUCACAUGACAGCUCAACAAAUGGUCUAAUUAAUUUUAUUAAAGCAAAUUGGAAGUAAACUGCUGGCUCAAUACGAAUAAUUUUCUUUCGGCAAACUGCGCUUACUUAUACUUAUGCAUACUCUCGAAUUACAAAAAAGAUUAUCUGUUCCUGGCACUAAAUUUGAAUAUACAUACUAUUCGUAUACAAUUAUUAAGUAUAUUUGCAUGCAAUAUUGGAAAUCAAUACGUUACGCAUUUGUUUACAAGUUGACAAAAAAAAAACGGAAAACAAAAUUCUCACUAUUGGUAGUAAUUAUUAUUACAUAUUAUGCUAUAUGUAUGUUGUUGUUUGGAUGUAGUUUAUAUACGCAGUUAUACGCAGUAAAAAUCGCAUGAAAUUUAAAGCACACAAUUGUAUUUGCAAAAACAAAAA